This is a messenger RNA of Callithrix jacchus (white-tufted-ear marmoset), 8228 nucleotides long. RefSeq names its product aldehyde dehydrogenase 1 family member L2 (gene ALDH1L2). Gene Ontology annotation, cellular component: cytoplasm. Gene Ontology annotation, biological process: biosynthetic process; 10-formyltetrahydrofolate catabolic process; one-carbon metabolic process. The record is from RefSeq and is a predicted model, not a curated record. Gene Ontology annotation, molecular function: formyltetrahydrofolate dehydrogenase activity; oxidoreductase activity, acting on the aldehyde or oxo group of donors, NAD or NADP as acceptor. NCBI's taxonomy places the organism in Eukaryota, Metazoa, Chordata, Mammalia, Primates, Cebidae.
GGGACCUUGCCGCUGGUAGGGUGGGGCGGGCUGCGGGCGGUGGGCCUGCGGCCGGGUCUGGACUCGCCAGAGACCAAGAGCCGCGAACUGGGCAGUCCCUGGGCUGCGCCGCCCGCCUGUCUCUAGCGCCGCCGAGCCGCCAGUGCGAGCGCUCUCCUCCAGCAUGCUGCGGCGGGGCAGCCAGGCUCUCCGGCGCUUCUCCACCGGCCGGGUUUAUUUCAAAAACAAGCUGAAAUUGGCACUCAUUGGCCAGAGCCUCUUUGGACAAGAAGUCUAUAGCCACCUCCGCAAAGAGGGCCACCGAGUAGUAGGGGUGUUCACAGUUCCAGACAAGGAUGGAAAAGCUGACCCUCUGGCUUUGGUUGCAGAGAAAGAUGGAACCCCUGUGUUCAAGUUCCCUAAAUGGAGAGUCAAGGGCAAGACCAUCAAAGAGGUGGCGGAGGCCUACAGAUCUGUGGGUGCAGAGCUGAAUGUGCUCCCUUUCUGCACUCAGUUCAUCCCCAUGGAUAUAAUUGAUAGUCCAAAGCAUGGCUCUAUCAUCUAUCACCCAUCCAUCCUGCCCAGGCACAGAGGAGCCUCUGCUAUCAACUGGACUCUAAUUAUGGGAGAUAAGAAAGCUGGGUUUUCUGUUUUCUGGGCUGAUGAUGGCUUGGAUACAGGACCCAUCCUUCUUCAGAGAUCAUGUGAUGUUGAACCCAAUGAUACAGUGGAUACACUUUAUAAUAGGUUUCUUUUUCCUGAAGGAAUCAAGGCCAUGGUAGAAGCUGUCCAACGCAUAGCCGAUGGAAAAGCUCCUCGUAUUCCCCAGCCAGAAGAAGGGGCAACAUAUGAAGGUAUCCAGAAAAAGGAGAAUGCUGAGAUUUCUUGGAACUGGUCUGCUGAAGUUUUACAUAAUUGGAUUCGAGGUCAUGAUAAAGUCCCUGGAGCCUGGACAGAGAUAAAUGGACAGAUGGUCACUUUCUAUGGGUCGACAUUACUGAAUAGCUCUGUGCCUUCUGGAGAACCACUGGAAAUUAAAGGUGCCAAGAAGCCUGGUCUCAUUACCAAAAAUGGACUUGUUAUUUUUGGUAAUGAUGGAAAAGCACUGAUGGUGAGAAAUCUGCAGUUUGAAGAUGGAAGAAUGAUUCCUGCCUCUCAGUACUUUUCAGCGGGUGAGACGUCAGUGGUAGAACUCACAGCCGAAGAGGUGAAGGUGGCAGAGACUAUCAAGGUCAUCUGGGCUGGGAUUUUAAGCAAUGUCCCUGUUAUUGAAGACUCAACAGACUUCUUUAAAUCUGGAGCAAGCUCAAUGGAUGUUGCUAGGCUGGUGGAAGAGAUCAGACAGAAAUGUGGUGGGCUUCAGUUGCAGAAUGAAGAUGUCUAUAUGGCCACCAAGUUUGAAGACUUUAUCCAAAAGGUCGUGAGGAAACUGAGAGGAGAAGAUCAAGAGGCGGAGCUGGUUGUAGAUUACGUUUCAAAGGAAGUCAAUGAAAUGACAGUAAAAAUGCCAUACCAGUGUUUCAUAAAUGGACAGUUCACAGAUGCAGACGAUGGAAAGACUUACGACACUAUCAACCCAACGGAUGGAUCUAUAAUAUGCAAAGUAUCCUAUGCUUCUUUGGCGGAUGUUGAUAAAGCAGUAGCAGCAGCAAAAGAUGCUUUUGAAAAUGGCGAAUGGGGAAGAAUGAAUGCAAGAGAAAGAGGAAGACUGAUGUACAGACUUGCAGACCUACUGGAAGAGAACCAAGAAGAGCUGGCGACCAUUGAAGCCCUUGAUUCAGGGGCUGUCUAUACCUUGGCUCUGAAGACUCACAUUGGAAUGUCUGUGCAAACAUUUAGAUAUUUUGCUGGCUGGUGCGACAAAAUCCAGGGUUCUACUAUUCCAAUCAACCAAGCCCGUCCAAAUCGCAAUCUGACCUUCACCAAGAAAGAACCACUCGGCGUCUGUGCCAUUAUUAUUCCCUGGAACUACCCGCUGAUGAUGCUGGCGUGGAAGAGCGCUGCAUGUUUGGCAGCAGGCAAUACCUUAGUGCUCAAGCCUGCACAGGUCACGCCCUUGACUGCUUUGAAGUUUGCAGAGCUGUCUGUGAAAGCAGGAUUUCCAAAGGGGGUCAUCAACAUCAUUCCAGGCUCAGGUGGCAUAGCAGGACAACGUCUGUCUGAGCAUCCUGACAUCCGCAAACUGGGUUUCACUGGUUCCACUCCUAUUGGCAAACAGAUCAUGAAAAGCUGUGCUGUGAGCAACUUGAAGAAAGUUUCUCUUGAGCUUGGUGGCAAGUCUCCACUUAUAAUAUUUAAUGACUGUGAACUUGACAAGGCUGUGCGAAUGGGCAUGGGGGCAGUGUUUUUCAACAAAGGAGAGAACUGUAUUGCUGCUGGGCGGUUGUUCGUGGAAGAAUCCAUCCACGACGAGUUUGUGACAAGAGUGGUAGAAGAAAUUAAAAAGAUGAAAAUUGGUGAUCCACUUGACAGAUCCACUGAUCAUGGGCCCCAAAAUCAUAAGGCCCACCUGGAAAAGCUGCUGCAAUACUGUGAAACUGGAGUGAAAGAAGGGGCCACUUUGGUGUAUGGGGGAAGACAAGUCCAAAGGCCAGGCUUUUUCAUGGAACCAACUGUGUUCACAGAUGUGGAAGACCACAUGUACCUUGCCAAAGAAGAAUCCUUUGGGCCUAUUAUGGUCAUUUCCAAAUUCCAAAAUGGGGACAUCGAUGGAGUGUUGCAGCGAGCAAAUAAUACAGAGUAUGGUUUGGCCUCAGGGGUUUUUACAAGAGACAUAAACAAAGCUAUGUAUGCGAGUGAAAAACUAGAAGCAGGAACUGUGUUUAUUAACACAUACAACAAGACAGAUGUGGCGGCCCCAUUUGGCGGAGUUAAGCAGUCUGGCUUUGGAAAAGACUUAGGUGAGGAAGCUCUAAAUGAAUAUCUCAAAACCAAGACGGUGACGCUGGAAUAUUAGAGCAACACCAUCAUCAGGAAAGCCUUCACAGACAGCCCUUUUCAGCUCUGGACACUCUUAAGAAGCCUAGGUGUGCUGAGGCAGGAGGUGUCAGCCAGAAACCAAAAAAUACACAGAUGGACCAUGAUGAGGGUCAGGCCAUGUCAAAGCACUGACACUCGCGACUGAGCAUUUUCUAAUACACUAGUCCAAUGAUUUGCAGUUCUUGGGAUUUGACUAUACUGUAUAUCAUACAUAUUUCUAAAAAAAUCAAGCUGCGGGCCGGGCGCGGUGGCUCACGCCUGUAAUCCCAGCACUUUGGGAGGCUGAGGCAGGUGGAUCACUAGGUCAAGAGAUCGAGACCAUCCUGGUCAACAUGGUGAAACCUCGUCUCUACUAAAAAUACAAAAAAUUAGCUGGGCAUGGUGGCGCAUGCCUGUAAUCCCAGCUACUGAGGAGGCUGAGGAAGGAGAAUUGCCUGAACCCAGGAGGCAGAGGUUGCGGUGAGCCGAGAUCGCACCAUUGCACUCCAGCCUGGGUAACAGGAGCAACACUCUGUCUCAAAAAAAAAAAAAAAAAACCAAGCGGCUUUUCCCCUACCUAGACAAACCUAUUCAUGGUUUCCAUCUUGAAGAUGUCAGUACCAUGCAGUUAUAAUACACAAGGUGCAUUUAUUGGAAACUUUGUAUUAUAGGUACAGGUUUUUAACCUCUGAACCAUACAUAAGGGGAUUAUUAAACAGAUUUUCUAUAAGUCUGCUUCUAAGGAACAGUAUAACCUGUAAGGAAUGUGAAGGUAGUUCUUUUUUAUUAUUUGGAAAAAAAUACAUCUUUGUGUCUUUGAUGUUCUAUUUUUUAACCCACUGUGAGGGGUGAUCAACAUGUUUUGAGCAGCUACUAGGUACAAGGCGUUCUGUUCUGAGGAGUAUACAGAAUUUAAUGACAUGAUGGUUGGCCCCCACAUGGUUUAAAUUUUAGUAAAUAGCUUUUGAAGUGAAUUUUAUGUAUAAUAUAGUAGAAAGUAAAUAGGCCUUGAAGGCUGAUCCUGGUUCGUCUCAUACCAUCUUAGUAUCUAUGUGAUUCUGGGAAACUCUUGCAACUCCUCUGAGCCUCCACUUCCCUAUGUGUAAAACAGGGAUAGUGGCCGGGCGCGGUGGCUCACACCUGUAAUCCCAGCACUUUGGGAAGCCGAGGUGGGUGGAUCACAAGGUCAAGAGAUCGAGACCAUCCUGGUCAACAUAGUGAAACCCCGUCUCUACUAAAAAUACAAAAAAUUAGUUGGGCAUGGUGGUGUGUGCCUGUAAUCCCAGCUACUCAGGAGGCUGAGGCAGGAGAAUUGCCUGAACCCAGAAGGCGGCUUGCGGUGAGCCAAGAUUGCGCCAUUGCACUCCAGCCUGGGUAACAAGAGCGAAACUCCGACUCAAAAAAACAAAACAAAACAAAACAAAAUAAAAACAGGGAUAGUAAUGCCUUCCUCAGGACCCUUAUUUUAGGAGAAUUCUUGCAAUAAUAUAAGUAAAGCAUCUCACAUUAAUGCUUUGCUCAUGGUAGGUACUCAAAUUUAACUGUUUUCCUCUGUCAUUAUUUUAAAAAGAUAUUGAGAUAGUUUAAUUAACUAGAUGAAUUCAUUUCCCCCAAUCCUCUUCAAUCAUUAAUUCCUAAACUAUUUUUCUCAUCCAUUGUUCCGACACACUGCCUGAUACAGCAGCACUGAAAAAUGCCAUGUAAUGAAAAAUGGCAAUGGCACAAGGAAAAGGGGUGCUUUUCUUUGGGCAGCUUGCUUGUCCUUCAUGGGACAUUUUACCUUCCAUUUUUCCACCUAUUGGUUCUGGUGCUCAUUGGCUAUGUGAUCUUGGGCAAGAUAGUAAUCUAGUAUCUCAGCGCCUAGGUUGAGUAUAAAAUGAGAAUCAAAUCUCGAUCUCAGUAGUUGCUGCAAGGAUUCAGUGAGAUAAUACACAUAAUGCACUUAACAGGGCGUUUGGAUCAUAGCGUUGAAGAAACAGAAACUAUUAACAGCCCAUUUCCUGUUGGGAGACAGAAUUAGUCAGGUGAGUACAUUUUCACCAUCUAUGUGUGACCAGAAGAAGGCAAAUUUCUGAAUCACAGGAGUUUCCAGAAGAUAGCCAGAGCAAUGCCAUUCUAUCAAUCCUCCUUUAAAAAUAAAAUUUCAGUUGACAUUCCUUUUUCUUUGGCUUUGAAGAUGCCCUUAGGGAAUAUUUGUCAUUUUGGAGACUUAGCAGUAUAACAUGAGGGGAUUGCAGAGAAUCAAUAAAAAAUAAAACAGCAAAAUCAGAGGCAGGGAACAUUUUCAAAGGGAAAAAUAGCAAGUUUGAUUCCAGCACGACAAAUAGAGCGAAUUUGGCCUGGCAGCACUUUUUAUUAUACUAUAGCUCAUUUACCAUCCCGGAGUUCGGCACAGCUGAAAUUCUAAGUUGGAAUGAAUAUUCACGGGGCCCAAGAUGACAGUUCAUAUUUAAAUAAAAGUGACAAAAGCCAUUUUAUAAGCAAUCACUUUGAAGUGAAAUGUUUUAACUAAUUUCAUGUGAUUUAGAAUAUGAUUUAAUCAAAUUAUUUUAAUGAUAGAUGGAGUGACAGACAAAAGCAUGCCUGUUCUUCUAGACUGAUUUUACUUUACCUUCUAAUAUUCAUCUCAGUAGCAGCGUUUAAAAUACUCUCUGGGCUGCAAAACUCUUUGAGAAUCUGAUAAAAGCUAUGGACUCUUUACGUCCCACUUCGAUCCCCAAAUUCAUGUGCACACACAGAAUUCUGCAAAUAUCUUCAAUGGGUUCACAGACCUCGCAAAGGCAAUGCUGGGGCCCCAGAUUAAGAACUCCUUUCUCCAUAGCAAGUUCUAAACAUUUCGUACCAGCUUAUGUUUUUAUAUCUGGCUGAUCAGAAUCAAAGGCUCAGUGUGAUACAUAAAGUUACCAAGUGAACUGGAAUUGGAACAUCACGAUCCCCAGCCUGCUGGGUGAUUUAAUAACACACAGAGUAAUAAAAUCAUCACUCUUGCUUCAGAUCACAGAUUAUUUUGCUAAGCUAAAGGAUGAAGCUGUGAUCUUAUUAUCAGGUGAGUUGGGAGGUGUGGACACUUUAAGCAUUUCCAUUUUCCUUCUAAUUCCGCAUCCCCAUGCCUUUGCUAAAGCUGUCCCCUUUUUGUCCUAACACCCUUCCUGGCCUUUCCUACCCCUAGCUGGACUAAGUGUCUCUCCUCAACGCUCACACUUGUCUCAAACAUAGCACUUAUCACUUAGUACUAAAAUUACUUGCCUUCCUAACUAGAUAUGAGCAACACUUCCCCCACUCUAGGAUGGACCUUGUGUCAAUAACACGACAGCUACCAUUUAUUGAGGGCCUCCCAUGUGCAAGACCUUAGGCUAAGCAUGUUUUAAAUGCUGUUUAAUUUUCACAAUGUCUGAAAAAAUGAAGAUGUUGAGGUGCUUCUCUUACUACCUCUCCCCCUAAGCCAUCUUACCUCUUUUUUUUUGAGAUGGAGUUUUGCUCUUGUUGCCUAGGCUGCAGUGCAGUGGUGCAGUCUUGGCUCACUGCAACCUCCACCUCUUGGGUUCAAGCAAUUCUCAUGUCUUAGCUUUCCAAGUAGCUGGGAUUACAUGUGUGUACCACGACGCCUGGCUAAGUAGAGACGGAGUUUCACCAUGUUGGCCAGGCGCGUCUCAAACUCCUGACCUCAAGUGAUUCACCUGCCUUGGUCUCCCAAAGUGCUGGGAUUCCAUGCAUGAGCGACUGUGCCCAGCCUGUUACCUCUUUCCUAUCAUUUUGUUCAAGUCUCCCAACUGGUCUUCUGGAUUCCUCUCUUGUGUAGUCCUGUUCAAAGCUUAAGUCACAUGGUGUCACUCCUCUGUUUAAAACCUGUCAAUGGUCCCCAAUUCAUUUAGACCAAAGUCCAGUGUAUUUAACAUGGCCUACCAAUCUUGCUCCUGGCUACCUGUGACCUCAUCUGCUGUCAAUUUCCCUCUCAUUCUGUUCCACCAUCCUGACUGCCUUGACUUCCUCAACAGAAGAAGCCUGCUCCUGCCUCGGGGUCUCUGCCCUUACUGUUCCUCUUCCCAGGAGUGUGCUGGUAAAAUAUUUAAGUAUUGAAUAUUUUAUUUACUAUUCAAGUAAAAUAUUAAUAUUAUUAAAUAUUCAAGUAGUUCUCAGAGGGUGGGGUGGGGGGGAAGCCCUGAUUUGUAGCAUUUGCAGGUAUCUGUGUGUAAAUAUUUUCAUCAAGGCUAUUUUUGAGCUACUAAUUUGCCUUCACUAAACACAGAGUUUGGGAAGAGAUGCAUGCCAUCAGGACAAAUACAAGCCAGCACCAGCACACCACUGCCUCCUGCAACUCUUGCCCAUGCACAAUAUCAUGGCUGGCUGGCUCACUUCCUACUGUCUCUCCUCAAAUAUCUGACUAGAGACACAUUCCCUGACUAUGCUUUCUAAAAUAGGCCAUAUGCCCUCACAUUCAUACCCCAUUUGCUGUCAUUCUUUCUUCUUUUUAUUCCACAUUAUUUUCAUAGCACUUACCACUACCUGUUGUAUAUUAAUCAAUGAUCUUUUCCCAUUAGAAUGGAGGUUUCAUGAACAGGUACUUGUUUUGUUUAAAACUGUAUCUCCAGUCCUAAUAUGUAAUAGGAGCUCAAUAAAUGUUUGCUUUCGAAUGGAAAGGUUAAGUAACCUGCUCAAAUCAAACAGCUAUUAAGUAGCAGAACAGGUUUUCAAGCAAUGAAUCUAGUGGUUUUAAUCAAGUUGAGAUAGUUUUUAAUCCUAAUACCUAAAUCAGGGCCUGGGUAGUAAGCUGCAGGCACAUAUUAAGUAUUGGUUAAACUAAAAAAAAAAAAAAGCAAACGGACAUUAUCUGUAAAAGCUUUUGUAGAAUUGGCUAGAGGUAAGGAACCAAAUUGGGUUCCCCAUACCUGCCCUCCAAGAAAAUAAAGCUGGGCUGAGAGUAGGAUAUGAGGGAUGAUGGAUAAGAGAUGAGACAUGAGAGAUAAGGGGGAUUAAAUUAUUAUUACUAUCAUACAAAUAAUGCCUGAGAUUUUUUUAAAUGAUUAAGUACCCAAUUAUGUAAAACAAUUUAUAAAAUAGGAAAGAUUGACUCAACCAAAAUUUGUUGAGUCAACCCAAAAAUCUAUUUGAUUAUCUCCAAACAGAAAUAACCUACAGAUACAUUUGAGAUUGUUCCAAACUUUUUCUAUGAAUAUCUAUACUUUUUACAUAGUUAACAUAAUACUGUAUAUUACUUUGUUACCUGAUUUUUCAAUUAACAAUAUAUCAUAAGCAUCUAUGUUAAUCAAUAAACACAAUUCUGCAUAUUUCAA